ACCUACCGGUGUCAUGUUACGUAAACUCAUGUCGCAGAAUUACCUGUGUUUUAACCUUGACCUUUUUGUUGCUCGACGCUUUUCAGUGAUGGGACACGUUACGUCGGAUCAUACGAUGCAGCAGGAGCUGACGUCCGAUGGUGACACAACAUGGAAUCCACUCGACGCAUUCCAGGAUGGUGCACGUUGCGAAUACGCGGUGAUUGUGCUGAAUCGUCCCAUACGCUGGCAGCACAACGUACUACUAAGAUUCUGGCAAAAAGCUCGAAUCACUGUUACCGUGGAUGGUGGAACACAGAGGUGGCUGAAGUAUCUGGAAGAACAGGAAAUAAACAUAUCGAACAUCGAGCACAAGCAAUAUGUACCGGAUCUCAUCACAGGGGAUAUGGAUAGUUGUCCACCUUAUAUCGUUGAGAAGUUUGCAAGUAUAGGAUCCACCAUCAUCAAAACGCCUGAUCAGGAUAACACGGAUUAUACCAAAGCUCUGCUGGAAGUUGCACACUAUGUUAAGACACACAACAUAAAUUUAGGUGAAAUAUACGUACUUACAGAAACAUCAGGCAGGUUUGAUCAUAUCAUUGCCAACAUUAAUACUUUAUACAGAAGUGACGAGCUUGUGGGAAAUAUACGGGUGAUACAACUUGCAAGCAAUUCUAUGACGUGGAUAUUAAAACCUGGUAUGCAUAGUAUACAUAUACCAGAAAUUUUGGUACAACAGAAAUCUUGGUGUGGUCUACUACCGUUUGGUUGUACCGUCAAUUGUAUAUCAACAACUGGUUUGAAAUGGAAUUUAAAUAAAACAACUAUCCAAUUCGGUGGUUUGAUAAGUACUUCAAAUACUUAUGAAGAUUCCAAAGUGACUGUGAAUACAGAUACGCCGGUAAUUUGGACCAUGGGUAUAGAAUUUUUAGGGAGAAUAUAAAUGAAGUAUAAUGUUAUUCUGCUAAUGUGAUUAUAAGAUAAUAAUGCAGAUAAAUGAUGCAAAUUCAGACAUGAUUUAAGUCAAACAUGCUAAAUAUUAACUAAAAUACUUAAAAUGUUCUAUUUGAAUAACAGUAGUAAACUGGAAUGAUAAUUUUUAAUUU
This is a messenger RNA of Mycetomoellerius zeteki, 1085 nucleotides long. RefSeq names its product thiamin pyrophosphokinase 1. The record is from RefSeq and is a predicted model, not a curated record. The transcript is spliced from 5 exons. Lineage: Eukaryota; Metazoa; Arthropoda; Insecta; Hymenoptera; Formicidae. The coding region runs from base 14 to 922 and encodes 302 amino acids. Gene Ontology annotation, biological process: thiamine diphosphate biosynthetic process; thiamine metabolic process. Gene Ontology annotation, molecular function: ATP binding; thiamine diphosphokinase activity; thiamine binding.